CCUCACUUUCCACUCCCAAGCUUCAAAGUUCACACACUCGAACCAACCCAAAACACAAGAAAAACAAAAAAAGAUAAAAUCCUCUGUUUUCCCCUGUUUUUUUCUCUGAUUUUUUUUCUAUAAUUUCUUCAUGGGAAGUACGAGAAUGAUCAAAGGAGCUGAAAAAAGAAUGCCAACAAGAAAAUUAGGAAGGUUUUUAAGGGAACAAAGAGGAAGGUUUUAUAUUUUUAGAAGAUGUAUUGUUAUGCUACUUUGUACUCAUGAUUAAGUAGUGCUUGUUUCGAGAUUUCUGGGUUAAUCCAGUAGUUGAGUAAGGGUUUAAUUUGCACCGUCCAUAAAAAAAGAUUUGACUUUUUCUCUCCUCCUCCUGCAUGUAGUGAUUCUCUAACCUACUUUCAGAAAAAAGACAGUGCUCUGUUUUGAGAAUUCUGGAUGGGUCUAGUAGUUGAGCGCAUUUCCUUUUAACCUAUUUAAAUGGGUUUAAUUCGCACCGUUUAUAAAAAGAUUAAUUCCUUCCAUACUUCUGUUUAUGUAGGUAUUUUCUGACCUACCUCGAUUAAAAAAAACACGUAGUGCUCUGUUUUAUCUUUUUUAUUUUCUUUAGAAAUUCCAAUUGUACAUAGUGGAAGAAUGAUUAAGAUAGAAUUUUAAUAUAGGUAGCUAAGUAUGAUCAUAAUGACUUAAUUAGUGAUUUAGUUCUUAAAUUUAGCUUUUUUUUCUUUUCUACUUUUGUAGAUGAUUGAAUUAUAUUAUGAAAAUGGCUGAUUUACGUUUGAGAACACUACAAGAUGAACAAGUCUAUGAUUAUUCUUCUCUACUACUUCUAUUUGCUUCUUAGUUUUUUUGGCACUAUAUGUGGUUUGAAUUAUACAAUUUGAUUUAAUUAACUUGACAUUCCAAAUUUCUUGGCAUUCAUGGAAUGAUGGAACAAGUUUAUACAAGUAUUUAAUCAUAAUAAGUAUAACGCUAUAAGCUAUAACCUGCUUAUAGUAUCUUAGAUUAUCAGUAUAAAUUUUUGAUUGAAUUAUUUCUUUAAUAUGGUAUUAAAAUCAAUGUGUCUAAAGAUUAUAGAUUCGAAUUACAAUCAUAUCUUAUUUAAAGUUGAAAAUUCAAUUUCAGAUAUGAAUAGGGUAUAUACUGCAUCCACACUUCUAACUUAAAGAGCAGAUUUUAAUUUUAAUUUUAAUGAUGUUUUGUUCGCUAGGGCAUCAUUUGUUUGAAACUCUAUAAAUAUUAAAGUAUAUACUUUAUAUCAUAAUUUUAAUUGCACUAUUUUUUAUUUGAUGUUGAUAAUUUCUUUAGUAUAUAAAUUAGCCAUUUUUUCAAAUAGACGUCAAUUGUAAUAAUUUAUCUAUUUUAAUGCAUUCACUAUUAUCUUUUAGC
This is a messenger RNA of Amaranthus tricolor (Joseph's coat), 1383 nucleotides long. RefSeq names its product small polypeptide DEVIL 2-like. The transcript has a single exon. NCBI's taxonomy places the organism in Eukaryota, Viridiplantae, Streptophyta, Magnoliopsida, Caryophyllales, Amaranthaceae. The record is from RefSeq and is a predicted model, not a curated record. Gene Ontology annotation, biological process: negative regulation of cell population proliferation. The coding region runs from base 131 to 268 and encodes 45 amino acids.